AUGUCUAGCCAACACCAAGGACCACCUUUCAGGGCCGAGCACAUGGGCUCCCUCCUCCGACCCCAAACCCUCCUGGACAUCCGCGCGUCCAUCCGCGACAAGAACCUCUCCCCCGAAGAAGCCGGCCUCCCUGCCGCCGAGCGCGAAGCCAUUGGCAACGUCGUCAAGCUGCAGCGCGACCUCGGCUUCAAGGGCGUCACCGACGGUGAGUUCGUGCGCACACGCUUCUGGGGUCUCACCUGGGACGAGUUCGAAGGUACUACGCGUCUCCAGGAUGCCGAGGCUGCCAUGUUCCGUCUUUAUCAUCCGGAUGUCGUCAGCUUGAUCGAGAAGGAUAGGAAGGUCAUGCCUGGCGAUUCGGUGAUUGCGGGAGGCAAGUUGGUGCAUGAUCCUGCGAAGUCAGUGUCGAAUUUGCACGAGGUGAAGCUCAUUCAGGAGUUUGUGCCGAAGGAGGAGUGGGGGAAUAUUAAGUUGACUGUGAUUACUCCGGCGUGGUUCCAUAUGAGGUAUAAGCAGGGGAGGGCCUACACCCCCGAGGCGUACAAGAAUGAUGAGGAGUAUUUCGCGGAUGUGGCCAAGGUAUACAACGCGGAAUUGAAGCAGCUUUAUGAUGCCGGGUUGAGGAACGUCCAGUUUGACGAUCCCGGCAUGGCCUACUUUUGUUCGCAAAAGUUCCGCGACGGCUGGGCUGCGGACUCCGACAACAUCGGCACAGUCGAAGACCUCUUCGACGCCUACAUCAAGCUCUACAACGACAGCCUCUCCGGCCUCCCCCCGGACCUCCACACGGGCAUCCACCUCUGCCGCGGCAACUUCAUCGGCGGCCGCCAUUUCGCCGAGGGCGCCUACGACAUCAUCGCCAAGAAGCUCUUUGAGAACCUCAACGUCAACACCUUCUACCUCGAGUACGACACCGAGCGUGCCGGAGGGUUCGAACCCCUGCGCUUCCUUCCCAAGGAUAAGAACGUCGUUGUCGGCAUUAUUAGCACCAAGGUGCCCCAGCUCGAGGAUAAGGAGGAGAUGAAGCAGAGGGUGUACAGAGCGGCGGAGUUUAUUGCUGAGGGGAGCGGGCAGACGAGGGAGGAGGCUUUGAAGAGGGUCUGUGUCAGCCCUCAGUGCGGGUUUAGUACGCAUGAGAGCGGGUAUCCGCUUGGGGCGGAGGAGCAGGCCGCUAAGUUGAGGUUGGUGAGGGAGAUUGCCGAUGAGAUUUGGGGAGAGCCUUAA
Messenger RNA from Scedosporium apiospermum, 1224 nucleotides. Its product is annotated as Methionine vitamin-b12. NCBI's taxonomy places the organism in Eukaryota, Fungi, Ascomycota, Sordariomycetes, Microascales, Microascaceae. Gene Ontology annotation, molecular function: 5-methyltetrahydropteroyltriglutamate-homocysteine S-methyltransferase activity; zinc ion binding. The record is from RefSeq and is a predicted model, not a curated record. The coding region runs from base 1 to 1224 and encodes 407 amino acids. The transcript is spliced from 2 exons.